AUGCCGAAGAUGAAACUACGGAUGAAUGUGAGCGAGGAAGGUGGCGACGAAACGACAGAAGAAGAUGUAUUGGAUCCGUCGGAGCGCCAACAUAUGCCCAGGGUGGUCUCUCCCACUUCGAUGUCCAACAGGCUGGAGCAUUCGCCCAGAGCUCAUGUAUAUCCAGCUCAGCUGGACAAGGAGACAGUUUUUGAGUGGUUUGGCCUACAUCUAAACCCUGCCAAGCGAAUCGAGUUCAUGUGCGGGCUGAUGCAUAUGUGCCAACCCCUGGAGCUUCGCUUUUUGGGAUCUUACUUGGAGGAUCUCGCCAGGAAAGAUUAUCAUGUUUUACGGGACUUUGAGUUUCGUGCAAAUAAUCCACACGAGUUGGGGGUUUUAACGGACUUAAUCGACCCGGUGGUGAGGUCCAAACUACUGGUAUGUCUAUCCCUCCUCGGAUCUGACAGCAGGGAGUGCGCUGGGAUACUCUUUCGCAUACUGAGCCAUGUAGAUUCGUCCCUGUUCUACAAAAAAUACGACUACUCCCUUCCUUUAUUCAGGGACCCCCACCACCACUCGUUCCAUACGGAUGGAAAUGCUUGCAAACAAACAUGCGGGGUCUCUAGCAACGAGAUCCCCGCAGGACCUUUGGACCAGUUAGCGCUGCUUUUCAGUAUGGCCUCUUUACACCCAGCUUUUCAUUUUCACCAGCGGGAGUCUCUUCGGACACAUCUUGAUAAAAUUGAGCUCGCAAUAGAAGAGGAAAGACGUCAUUUUCAUCGAAUUGCACAAACAACUGAGCUGCCUGGCCAGAAGGUUGAAUAUCCACCAUCUUCAUCUCUAGGUUUAGGGGAAUCUGCAGACCCUCAUCUACCUUGUCAGAGUCGCCGCUCCAAACGCAAUGUGUUACAAAGAGAAGCGGUGCAUAUAGAGACAAUAGUGCUCAAGUGUAUCUCUCUAACCAGGAUAGACAAGGAAUACAACUUUGAGGUGAAGUGGUCAGACUCCUCUUCUAGUAAUGUGACCAAAACCCAUCUAGAACUGGAAAAUUUUCUUUUUAAGCUUCCUAAAGAUCAGUGCACUGAAUCAUUUGCGAAGAGCCUCCUGAGACUUUUGAGCCAGGGUGGCCACUAUGACAGCAGAGAGGGCGAGAAAAGCCUCAGGGAAAAGUUCCUUGCUGCUCCUCCAGUUUUCAGACAGACCAGGAAAGUAUGCAGCUUCUUCAAUUGUGACUCCAGUUACUCUACAAAACCAUCAAGUUGCCGUUGUAACUGUCAGCUAGGGAAAAACUUACAAGGCGAGUGCUCUGAUGCUUCUAGUCAGGACGAAGACAUAGAAUCUUACAGCCAGGGGCACAAAAAAAAGCACGGGGUGAAGAGUGCAAGUCAAAGUCUGUCGAGUGCCAAAGCCCCGCAGGGAGAGAGUCGAAGGGGGCCUCAUGUCUCUGAACUCGGUGGUCCAGUAGAAAGGAGGAAGAGAGGCUUCAACCUGAGAAACGUGGCAGAGCCUGAACAGGACACAGAGAAGAGAAGCCACCCAGGAGCCAAAACCAAGGGCAGAGUCCUGCCAGCAGACAGAGAGACCGAGAAGGGAUCUUCACAUGUGACCAAUGGUAAUAUGAUACCAGCUCAUUUGCCUCAGAAGAAAGGUUUGGUAGCUGCUACAUGUUCUGGUCCAGACACUUUAGGUGAAACGUCAUCAGAGAGUUACAGUUCUCCAUCAAGUCCUCAACAUAGAGGAGCAGAGAGUCUGGAUAGUGAGGAUGAUCAUAAUAAAGAUACUGACAGCCACUCGGAUGACUUCUGCAAAGUACCAGGACCUGGCAUGUGUUUCGCCCAUCAAACUGAUGCAAAUGUCGUGGAAAACCCCAUGUCUAUCCACUCUUUGUCCCCCAACAACCACACAGCUCAGAUAGACUUUAACAGCCCAGAGAACAGCAUACCAUUCUCUCCUCUCUUUCCUCUUUCCUUCAUGCAUCCUCUGCCUGACGUGCUCCCUAAUGGCGCGUGUGAGCCUCCACUUGCUGUGCCUCCGCCUGCCAACCAAAGCAUUCUCCCGGACGGAAAGCCACCUUCUGGUCCGCUGAUGAUGCCCAUGCCUCCGGGGGUUCCAGUUAUGCCAACACCUGUGGAAGCUGAAAAAAGGGACAUUAUGCCAACUUUUGGUAUUUCUUCUUUGGGCUUCCAGCCUGGUGCGCAGCCUCAGAUCCAGAGGUUUAAAACAGCUUUGCCCCAUAGCCAAAGUGCUCAUGAUGGCUUAUCAGAGAGCACUUCAACUCCUCUGACAAGGUCACUGCCACUUGGAGAAGCUUCACAUGGCAAGCAUCCUGGUCUGAACUUACCGUCUGCUUUGCCGUCGCCCUUCGCACCUGCAGCUCCUGGACACGGGCAAACAGGCGUAGCACCGGCUGCACCCACGCACAGUCCAUGCCCCGCUCCCAGUCCCAGCCCAGCACUUGCUCACAGCACAGCACUUAGUGACUGUCUAUCUUACAGCAACGCCGGUGCUUCCUGUGGAAGUGGCUGCGACAAUCCUAUCGCUCUUCAACAAACCCCGCCGCAACAAGUGCCCUCCCAGCAGUCCCCAGCAGCACCACAACAGCAGCAGCAGCACCUGCUCGGCUGCGGGACUUGCGGCUGCCACAACAACUGCGGAGGUCGAGGAGGCGGCGGGAACGGCACGAGUGGCUGCCAAGCGCCGCUCUUCUUCCCCAACCACCAAAUGGCGGCGGCCGUGCGGCAAGUCUUCAGCGUCCCGCCUCCUCUCUUCCAUCUCACGAGCCUGUGGAUCAACAGCUACCUCACCCAGGGCCAGCCGCCCCACCAGGCCAACGGGGCCGCCGCCCUGCCCGCCUUCUACCCCACCGCUCCGCAUCCCGGGCACCCUUCGGCCUACGGCCCCCUCCACUCGCAUUCUCAAAGUCACACCGACGUGCCAUCGCACAUGCUGAGCACGCAGGUGGUAGCGGCGGCGGCGAGCUACAACUUCCAGCAGCAUAUGACGCCGGCCGCGUCCUUCCAACGCAUUUACCAGCAGGUCUAUCCCAAUCCACUUCAAGCCGCUACCCUGGGGGGCGGUGGAGUCAAUAAGAAAAACGGAAGCGUGUCCUGCUCCAACUGCGGCGUGAGCGGGCACUACGCUCAGGAGUGCAAUCAGCCCUCCAUAGACUCCACACAGCAAGGUGGCUUCCGGUUAAAGUACACAGCUUCACAUGUUGCCGAGGCACUCGACGGCGCUGACUAA
Molecule: messenger RNA, 3222 nt
Organism: Nerophis lumbriciformis (worm pipefish)
Lineage: Eukaryota; Metazoa; Chordata; Actinopteri; Syngnathiformes; Syngnathidae
Source: RefSeq, a predicted model, not a curated record